AUGGAGGAGUCUGAUUUAUUGGAGAAAGAUCUGAUCGACCGCGAUAAAUUUCGGGGCGGCGAUCGACCGCCAGAAGCUGUUGAUUCUGGAAAAGAUGGCGCGAACGGAAUAGCAACGAAUAACGAAGACAUUGCUAUGGCGGACGCUGACGGCGAAGGCCAUCUCGAGAACGGCGUUGCGGACGCGACCGACGCGGAGCCGGUCGCUGGACCGACGACUGCGGAGGGAGGAAAAGACGACGAAAUGCGAGACGCGGAAGCGGUGAAAGACGACGGCGACGCGAGCGAUUGUCGCGCGAAUGACGUCGAGCGCGGCAACGCGGCCGCCGCGCCUGACGCAGCUGCGGCGUCGCCGGCAGGUGCGGAUGAAAAUGCGGAUGGCGACGCGACGGAUGUUGAUGCUGGUGAGAAUAAGCGAGCUGACGGCGUGGCUGACGGAGUUGACGGCGAGGGGGGAACGGAGGGCGCGGACGAGGAAGAAGGGAAGAGUGGCGAGGCGAAGGAGCAGCGGACUGAGACGCGCGCCGACGGUGGGGUGAAGGAAGAAACAGAGAAGGCGGAAGAGAAAGCGGGAGAAAAAAUGGAGGAAAAAGCGGGGGAGGAAGCGGAAGGGAAAGCGGAGGGGAAAGCGGAGGUGGAAGCGGAGGAGGAAGCGGGGGAGAAAGCAGAGGCGCAAGGGACAGCGGAGGAGAAAGAGGAGGGGAAAGAGGAGGAGAAAGCGGAGGAGAAAGCGGAAGAAAUUAAGGAGGAGAGAACGGAAGAGAAAAUAAAAGAGAAAGCAGAAGCGGAAGCGAAAGUGGAAGGAGAAGCGGAAGGGGGUGCGGCGGAAGGAGUGGAGGCGGAAGGGAUGGAAGCGGCAGGCGGGGAAGUGGCAGCAGAAGGGGCAACGGCGUCCGCGAGUGAAGCGGGUGAGAAGGCCCGCGACGAGGCGGAGAGGGGGAGCGCGGAGGAGGAAGAGGGGAAGGACGAGGGGGAGGGGACGGAGGGGACCGAAGAGAAGGAGGGGGAGGCGGAGAAGGAAGAGGAGGAAGGGGAGGAGGAGGGGGAAAAGGACGGGGAGGGGGAAGGGGAGAAGGAAGAGAAGGGUAAAGAGAGGAAAGCGGGGAAGGACGCGAAGGAGGGGAAGGGCGAAAAGGAAGCGGACGAGGAAAAGGGGCCGAAAGAGGGAAAGAAGGGCAAGGUGGGGAAGGAGGAGGUGCGGCGGAAGCAACGGGAAGACAGGCCCGGGCAGGGCGCGGACGGCAGCGACCAGCGCAAGGCAGCAAAGGGCGCGUCCCCCCAUCUCCGCCCCCACGGCACGCCCGCCAAGGCCUCCGCCAAAGCCCCCCCUUCUCCCGCCACCCCCGCGGCUGGCAGGGCCCGCGCGGGGGAGGAGGAGAGCGGGGGGAGCGAGGACGAGGGGGAGUGGGCGCCAGUGGUGCACGAGCUGGUGUGGGCCAAGGUGCGCUCGCACCCCUGGUGGCCUGCGCGCGUGCUCUCCCCCUCCGAGGCCACCCCCCGGGCGCGCGCGCAGCACCGCACAGGACACCUGCUCAUCGGCUUCUACGGCGACCAGACCUUCAACUGGUUGCGCCCCAUGGAUCUGCUACCAUUUGCGGAACACUAUUGGGACAAGUCACAGCAGACGCCCAUGAAGCUCUUCUGCCAGGCCGUGGCGGAGGCACUGGUGGAGCUGGACGACCAGGUCGCCAAGGGGCUGCUGCACGGCGCCCCGCCCGCCACGCUCGCAGCACAGCACCGCCGCGUCAACCCCACCGUCAUGCUAUCCUACCUGCGAGCCACGGCCCGCAAUCCCAUCGGCGGGCACCGUGACGCACUGCUGGCAGCAGUGCUGCGGCAGCGGUUCAUGGAAGGGGGGGGAGAGAAGGCGAAGGUGGGGCGGGGGGAGCAGGGCGCGCGCAGGCCGGACCUGGGGGAGAUGUUUCUGGUGGAGGGGCGCCUGGUGGUGCCCGAUGGGGAGGGGGGCGCGGGCGCUGGGGAGGGGGGCGCGGGCGCUGGGGCGGAGGGGAAGAAGAAGGGCGGAGAGAAAGGGGGGAAGCGGAGGGCGCAUGUGGAGGAGGAAGAGGAGGAGGAGGAGGAGAAGGAGGAGGAGCACGAGGAGGAGAAGGAGGAGGAAGAGGAGGAGGAAGAAGAGGUGGUGGUGGUGAAAGAGAAGAAGAAGCGAGGGCGGAAGUGGGAGGAGGAUGAGGAAGUUGAAAUGGGUGAGGAGGAAGAGGAGGAGGACGAGGAAGAUGGGAGGAGGAAGAAGGGGCGCAAGGGCAGGCAGAAGGGCGGAAAGAGGCGUGGGAGGAAGAGAAAGCACGAGGAGGACGAGGAGGAAGAGGAGCAAGAGGAGGAGGAGAAGGAGGAGCAAGAGGAGGAGGCGGGGGAGGAGGAGGCGGGGGAGGAGGAGGGUCUGAAGCGGAGGAAGAAGAAGAUGAGAAGGCGCAAGUCGGAGGGGGGGGCUGGCGAGGAGAGGGAGGGGGAGGAGGGGAAGCGGCGGAGGAGGAAGAAGCGCGUGGUAGACGAGGAGGAGGGCGCGGAGGGGGCUGCAGGGGAGGAGGGAGCAGCGGACGAGGGAGCAGGGUGGGAGGAGGAGGAGAGGGCUGGAGCAGGAGUAUCGGCAGGGAAGAAAUUGGGGGAGGGAGAGGCGAAGGAGGGGGCGGAGGGGGCGGAGGAGCAGGGUGGGGAGGGCAAGUCGCCUGUGCAGUCGCCGCUGCGCUCGCCUGUGCAGUCGCCUAGGGCGGGUGGAACGGGGGGGCGGGGCAAGGGGCGGCCGAGCAACGCGCACAAGUGGGCGGUGGAGAUGCAGCGGCUGGGCAUCAAGGCUGCCGCUGAGAGCGCCCGCGACGACCUGCUGCGCCUCGCCAGGAGCCCGCUGGAGCUGGCGGAUUUGAGCGAGUCACUGAAGCCCGUGGCAGCAUGGCGCCAGCACACCUUCUGGUUCGCCCGCUCGCACAAACCAGCACCGGCUGCAGCUGCUGCUGCUGCCAGCAAGGGUACGUGUUUCCUUUCUCCUCUACCCCCUUCCUCUUUCGUUGGUCGCUCGCUCCCUCCACCCACCACCCCGUCGCUCAUUACUGUGCGCUCCUCUCCUUACCUUGCCGUCGAUGCUGUCCUCCUCUUCUGCACGCCCUCUGUCCGCCCGCCAGGCGAGGCAAAGAAGGCCCCAGCAGGCAAGGCAGGCCCAGAGGCGACGGGUGAAAAGAUAGCAGCGGUGGAAGAGGCGCAGAGAGAGGUGGGCGCGGAGGGAGGCGCGAGGGUGGAGGCAGAAGGGAAGGCUGCGGAGGAGAAGACGCCUGGCGAGGGUGCUGUGGGUGGCGCUGGGGGCGAGGAGGAGGAGAAGGGGAAGGAGGAGGAAAAGGCGAAGGAAGAGGUGGGUGGUGGUGAAGGUGCUGGUGAAGGUGCUGGUGACGAUGCUGGUGAUGGUGCUGGUCCGAUGGAGGUGGAGGGAGGCAAAGAGAAGGAGAAGGAAGCGGGUGAGGAGGAGGAAAAGGGAGGAAAGGAAGGGGUAAGUGGGGAGAAGGAGCGUGAGGGUGAAGGGGCGAAGGAGGAGAUGAGUGAGGGGGAGAAGAAGCAAGGCGAGCAGGUGAAGGAGAAGGGAGUGGAGGAGAAGGAGGAAGAGGGACUGGGAGUGAUAACGGGCGAGGUGGAGGAGGAGGACAGGUGGGAGGAGGAGGCGGAGGAGGAAGAGCCGGUGCCGCGACCGCCACCCCCAGCGGCACCACCACGCAAGGCAGCAGCAGGGGCCGCAGGGGCAGCAGCAGGAGGGGAGGAGGGGGCGGGGGCGGCGGUGCGGCCGAGGGGGCGCACCAAGGCGGAGGUGAAGGCAAGGCGGCAGCAGCGGCUGGUGGACACCCGCCCUGGCAGUGAGAGCGAGGGGGGCGAGGGCGAGGAGGAGGAGGACGGGCGCAGCGAUGACGAGAGGCCUGUGGCAGCAAGGGGCCGGGGGCGUGGGCGCGGGCGGGGGUCGAGAGGAGGGAGGGGCGGGCGCGGCAGGGGAGAGGCAGGAGGGGAGGCAGGGGGAAGAGAGGGGGUGAGUUUAACUGGGAGGGGGAGGGGGAGAGGGAGGGGGAGAGGCAGGGGCAGAGGCAGGGGGCUAGGAGGCGAGGGAGGAGGGAUGGAGGGCGGAGGGGUGGAAGGGGGGGAGUGGGAGGGGAGGCAGCGCGAGGGAGGGGAGGCAGGGCAGGAGAGGGCACUGCGGCAGCGCAAGGCGGGGGUGCCCGCGCGUGUGGAGGGGGACGCUCUGAGCCCAGAGGGCCGGCGGCGGUCGCUGCAGCAGCUGGCCGCUGCUAAGAGAGAGGCGCGGGGCGGGGCAGGCGCUGAUGAAUCGCCCCCCCAUGCGCUAGCGCUGACAACACAAGAUGCCACGUCAGUCCCACCUGGAUGGCAGCAGGUGCGUGUUGUGCUCUUUCUGUGGCGCGCUGAAUUGCUCAUGCCGGCGCCCUCCGUGGCGCAGCUGCGCGCCACCUUCGCUCGCUUCGGCGCUCUGCUGGGUGCCAAGCUCAUCAAAUACCAGGGCGUUGCUGAGGUGAGGGGGAAGGGGUGUCGCUGCGGUGAGGGGGAAGGGGUGUCGCUGCGCCACAGCAUGUUUGAGGUGCCUCAAAAGUCAUCUCCCCAACCGUCCCCCCCCCUUCCACUCGCCAAGCGCCAGGUGGUAUUCGAGGACCCGUCGUCAGCCACAGCAGCCAUGCCCCCCUCCCCUCUCCCCUGCCCGUCCCCCAUCCCCUCCCCCUCCCCCUCCCCCUCCCCCUCCCCCUCCCCUCCCCUCCCCCUCCCCUCCCCUCCCCUCCCCUCCCCUCCCCCCACCAUGCGGCAGGUGGUAUUCGAGGACCCGUCGUCAGCGACAGCAGCGAUGCACGAGGCCAUGCACGGCUCCUCGCUCUUUGGCUCAUGGGACGUGCAGUUCCGCCUCCGCCCCUACACCGCCUCCGUCAGUGCCCCCCCCCUCCCCCCCUUCCCCUUGCUUGCUCUCGCUCUUCCUUUCCUCCGCUCUCCUCGCCUCUCUGCUCCACGCUUCCAUUGUUUCCUCUCAAAGGUCAUUGACUCUGCAGUCCCCAUCAGGCCCACAUAUCCCUCCGCCCACACCCCCCCACCCUCCGCCCACGGCCCCCCUCCCUCCGCCCGCACCCCCCCUGCGCGCCUUCCCCCCGCGGCCUCCCCUGCCCCCACUCCCCCGCGUGCCCUCGCCCCUCCUCCGGCUGGUGCUGCCCUCGUGCCCGCCGCCGCUGCUGGCCGCCUCACGCCCUCCCAGCGCCACAGCCUGGCGAAUCCAGCGCAGGCAGCGCAGAGGCCGGGCAGUGCAGCCUGGAUGGGCACGCCCACCACGCUGGGUCCGUCCACGCGCUCGCUGCUGCCACGCUCCGCCCUCGUGCUCUCCAAGGACCCGCGCCGCCAGCAACACGCCCCCGCCGCUGCCGCCACUUCUCCUGGCGCUGCUGGUGGCGGGGGGGGUAUGGGCGGGGGGGGUAUGGGCGGAGGGGGUAUGGGCGGAGGGGGUAUGGGCGGAGGGGGUAUGGGCGGAGGGGGUAUGGGCGGACAGCAAGGCAGGGAGGGGUUGCCUCCUGGGUUUGCAGCAGGGGCUGGGGGAGCGGGGGAUGCAGGAGGGGAUGGGGGAGCAGGAGGCGGCGAUUGGUGGGAUGCACAGGACGCCCUCCCCACGCCCCCUGUGGAGCCCACUCACCCUUCACAGCCAUCCGCACCCCCUCCCACACACCCGCCCGCCGCUCCACCUUCCCUCCCUUCUACCCCUGCCCCUCUGCCCACAUUCUCCCCUGCCCCUGCUGCUGCCACUGACGGCGCUGCUGGUGCCAUGGUUGCUGGUGGAGGGGCCGUGGAAGGGAGUGGGCAGUCAGGGGGAGCAGGGGUGGUGCCGGACAUAAAGCAGAGCAUGUUCAGCCUGCUGAGCAAGGUGCAGGCCAUCGUGUCCCAGCCCGAGGGGGAGGGGCGUGCGGCACAGGGGGCAGACGCCAAUGCGUGA
Messenger RNA from Closterium sp. Naga37s-1, 5958 nucleotides. The record is from the annotation of a GenBank genome assembly. NCBI's taxonomy places the organism in Eukaryota, Viridiplantae, Streptophyta, Zygnematophyceae, Desmidiales, Closteriaceae.